Salmo salar (Atlantic salmon) is the source of this 2046-nucleotide messenger RNA. RefSeq names its product BCL2 like 12 (gene bcl2l12). Gene Ontology annotation, biological process: regulation of extrinsic apoptotic signaling pathway. NCBI's taxonomy places the organism in Eukaryota, Metazoa, Chordata, Actinopteri, Salmoniformes, Salmonidae. The record is from RefSeq and is a predicted model, not a curated record.
UGUUCUAUCUGUGGUUGUAGCAUUUUUGACAUUUCCGAGUUUCCUAGUUUCGACUAGUAGUUGAACGCGGCUCAAGUGGGGAUCGGGGAUUUCUAUUGGAGAAGCAAUUUCUGCCUAUCUUCAUACUGUACUGUCUUUGACGUAAAUUUGUCUCACCUUGGAUAUGCGGAAAGCUGGAACUUCGAGUUUCAUUUGGUCAAGAGCGGUUGACUUGAAAUUGACCCACAAAAGUAGCUAGCAAGACUGGAUAAGAAGUAGACAAAUUUAAAGAGCGGUCUGUGAGGACUGACAAUCGUGGAAGCGAAUUAAAACAUGUAACGUUAGCUAGCUAAAUAUGUCUUAAAGUGUUCUAUCGAAUCAAUACAACUUUACAGCGAUAGCUAGCUAACGUUAGCCUGCUGUUACUAGCUUGAAGUUGAAAAAGUGGAGAGGAGACGAACGCUUAGCACUAUAUAUAUAUAUAUAUAUAUUUUUUUUUUUAAGUUAUAUUUUAGAAAAGUUAAUAUUACUCCACUGGGAAGUUUUGCUUAUGAGGACUCCGAUUUGGCGUGGCGUUGAGCAGUGAGACCGACCCACCACAGUGAUGUCAACUGAUGCGCUCAACCCUUCCUCUCCCAACCCCUCUGUCUCGUCCAUCUCUCUGGUUGAGAUCAAGGCAGACACUCGUCUGGUGCUGAAAGCUUUCCUCCGCAGCGCACUCUCUAAUCCUUCGGCCGAGCGGCUUGGGACGGUGGGUGGAAGCUACAAAGACCACAACAAGUACAGUGAAAAGGAGUCUAGGAAGCGGCCGGACAAUGGCUGGGACUCUCUGGAUGAAGCAAUCAGCUCAGUGGAGGAGAAGAAACACGGCUUGAAGGACCUCAUUAAGAGACGACUGCAGCCACGGCCCUCCACCCUGCCUCUCCGUCGCUCAGCUAAAGACAGCGGUGCAGACCAGACACAUAAUGGUGGCUCCUUGGAGAAGGACGGAAGACCAAACCGAACCAACCCAGGCCUGCCAGGCUUCUUCAGAGACCAACUCGAGGAAGACAUUAGGUUCCCCUCCACGUCAGAUGAAGAAGGGAACGAUCCGAAACAGCAGAAAAAGUCAAAGAAGUUGAAGAGCCAGCUCUCCUCUUUCUUCAGCAUAAAAAAGAAGCCAGAAAAGGAUAAAGACAAGGAUGAAACGCGUCUUCAGAGGCCAUCCACACUGACCAUCGACGUAGGGCCAGUACCCGGGGUGCCAGUCAUCUCUCCCACUCACCCUCCUGAGUUCUAUGAGGAGGUGGCUGAGACUCUGGACAGGAUUGCUCAGCGGUCCCACAGUAUGAAGAGACCCCAAAGGUCCAGCCCACGACCCAGCCCUGCUACCACCCCGGUCAAACCUCCCCCUGAACCUGACAAAGAAGGAAUGGUGCGCCAGCUGGUCCAGGUACUGUCUAUGGAAGGGGACGCCAUCAACUACAAGAUCCAGUCGGACCCCUUCCUGCGCUCUACACUGAACCGUCUCUCAUACCCGUCCUUCGCCAAGCUCCUGGACACCUUCGCCAGCCAGGAACAGGCCACGCCCUCACCUUUGCCGUCUCCUGCUAGCAGCCCCACGCUGAGACGAGUGGCCGUCACCAUGGAGGUGUCGCGGCGUGUCGUCACGGCGACAGGGAUGCAGCGCAUGCAGGGCUACGCAGAGCGCUAUAUGGAGAACUUUGCCCCCUGGGUGAAGAGCCAAGGAGGAUGGGAAAGUAUUGUCCAGUUGGAAGAGAUUUUGGAGUGCGACUGACAACCCUACACCAUCAAGGCAGCUCGGAAAUCCUCACUACUUCCUUUUAACGGUGAACUCUAAUCUCUGACUAAGGCCUGGAGUUGUUUCCUAUCAGGUCAGGUACAACUCAAGGGCCUUCCUGACAUCAGUCUCUCCUUUGGUGAGAGACUGAGAAGGCAUUAGCUUUUUAUAACUCUACGACACGUGAAUUAUGUCACUUGUAUUUAUGUCUGAGAAUCACGUGUACUUGUACAAUUUAAAAAAAAAUGUUUUUAUCAAUGUUUUUCUAUAAACAUGUUUUACAAAAA